AUGGGGUUAACACCUGGUCGUGUGGCCUGGCGGAUGCCCACCUUGUGGCCUAGGCAUGAAAUGUCUUGUUUAGCAGGACUAGCACUUGGAUUAUGCCCUGGCGAAAUCCGCCUUGUGGCCUGCCCUAACCAACCUGGUUAUACUGCCCCGCCACCUCCCCCUCCAGUAGAAGAUACUGCCAUUAAUAUCAGCAUAUUUAUUGUAGUUAAUAUGACUGCUGAAAGAAGUUGGAUGUAUGCUCGUCUCAUAGACGGUUUACUGAAUCCCAGAUAUUUAGAGGGUAUCAAUGAAUUUAUAGAGAAAGCUAAGACCUGCACAAAAUAUUUAAAUGGCGAUCAGAUCCGCUGUCCUUGUAAUCGAUUUAAGUGCCAAAACCGUAGCUUUCAAGAUGAAAAUACAGUUAAAUAUCAUUUAAUGAAGCAUGGUUUUGUUCAAAAUUACCUUGUUUGGUAUUUGCACGGUGAAACUAAAGUGCAUGACGGAUAUGGUGAUACAGAUUUAGACAUGUCUUGUGGUUCUGACAGUGUUAAUCACCCAAAUUUCAAUCGUUUUGAGGACAUGGUCAUGGAUGCAACAAGCUGUCAUGUAAUGCAUAAUGAUACAUAUGAGAUGCCAAACUCGGCUGCACAGAAACUGUAUGAUAUGUUAAAUGCAUCUAAGCAAGAGCUAUGGCCUGGCUGUGAAACUCACUCCCAGUUAUCAGCUGUUUCACGUUUACUAAAUCUGAAGGCGGAACAUCACUUCUCAGAACGGUGUUUUGAUCAGAUUUGUGAACUCAUGAAGGAGAUGUUACCGAGUGACAAUGUCAUGACGGACAGCUUUUACUCAACAAAGAGACUAGUCCGAGGAUUGGGGCUUCCUGUACAAAAGAUACACUGUUGUGCGAAUGGUUGUAUGAUUUAUUGGGAAAAUGAUAAAGAACUUACACGAUGCAAAUUUUGUGACCAUGAAAGGUUCAAACGCCUGAAGCACAACUUGGGGAAAGGGAAGAGUCAAAUACCAUACAAAAAGAUGUAUUACUUCCCCAUUACACCACGUUUGCAAAGACUUUAUGCGUCAUGUGUUACAGCUAAGCAUAUGACUUGGCACAAUGACCAUGCAACUGAGAAUGGGGUGAUGCGCCACUGUUCAGAUGCUCCUGCUUGGAAGCAUUUCAACCAAACUCAUCCAACCUUCGUACUGGAGGCCCGAAAUGUCAGACUUGGCCUUUGCACUGAUGGAUUUCAACCAUUCGGUCAAUCUGAGCAACAGUAUUCUUCAUGGCCAGUAAUACUAACUCCAUACAAUUUGUCACCAGGUAUGUGUAUGAAAGAUGAGUACAUGUUCCUGACAAUUAUAAUACCUGGUCCCAAGAAUCCGAAAGAGAAGCUUGAUGUGUACAUGCAGCCAUUAGUGCAAGAAUUGAAAGAACUUUGGGCAACUGGUGUUAAUACUUACGAUGCUUUCCAACAGAAUAAUUUUACUAUACGUGCUGCAUUAAUUUGGACUAUAAGUGACUUCCCUGCCUAUUCAAUGCUCUCAGGGUGGAGCACUGCAGGACGCAUUGCAUGUCCCUACUGUAUGGAAAACACAGAUGCAUUUACAUUACGAAGGGGGGGAACUGGGGAAUACUUGCUAAAAGAAAUUGAGCAAAUUGGGUUGAGGCGGGUUAUAGACAUUGACAGUCAUGAAAUAAAUUGUCGGCUUUCAAAGAUAACUGGUUGGCGUAAGCGGAGCAUAUUAUGGGAUUUGCCAUAUUGGUCUUCAAAUAUGAUUCGCCACAAUCUUGAUGUCAUGCACAUUGAAAAGAAUGUAUUUGAAAAUAUUUUUAAUACAGUUAUGAAUGUGGAGGGGAAGACAAAAGACAAUAUAAAAUCAAGGGAAGAUUUAAAUGAAAUAUGCAGGAGACCAUAA
Messenger RNA from Manihot esculenta (cassava), 1893 nucleotides. RefSeq lists its product as uncharacterized. NCBI's taxonomy places the organism in Eukaryota, Viridiplantae, Streptophyta, Magnoliopsida, Malpighiales, Euphorbiaceae. The record is from RefSeq and is a predicted model, not a curated record. The coding region runs from base 1 to 1893 and encodes 630 amino acids. The transcript is spliced from 4 exons.